This is a messenger RNA of Hyphopichia burtonii NRRL Y-1933, 1354 nucleotides long. RefSeq names its product GPI-anchor transamidase subunit. The transcript has a single exon. Gene Ontology annotation, biological process: attachment of GPI anchor to protein; protein localization to cell surface. The record is from RefSeq and is a predicted model, not a curated record. NCBI's taxonomy places the organism in Eukaryota, Fungi, Ascomycota, Pichiomycetes, Serinales, Debaryomycetaceae. Gene Ontology annotation, cellular component: membrane; GPI-anchor transamidase complex. The coding region runs from base 36 to 1313 and encodes 425 amino acids.
CGUCUUUGAAGUCAGCCAAGUCCAACCAAGUCAGGAUGAGUAAGUUGAUGCAAGUGCUAGUGGUUGGUGGGAUCAUAAGGUUUGUUUUACCCACUUUGAUACCGCAACUACCAUUUAAAUUAGCAUCCACCAUCGAGGUAUCGACCUUAAUCAACUCUUUUAAAUCGUUACAAGAGGCCUUCUUCUACUUACAAAACAAUAUCGACUUAUACGAUGGAGGUGUCAACCACCAUGCUCCGUUUUUGGUGAUCUUGCUUAAUAUGGUUGAUGAACAUUUACCCAAGACAAUGAGUUUAAUUGUAUUUAAUUUGAUCUACACCGUGAUUGAUAUUGGUAUAACCAUGAAAUUGAUCCAGUUAAAUAGAUGGUAUAAUGAGUAUAAUAGCAAGAGAUUGGGCGUGAAAGUGGUUGGAUUCAAUGACGAUUUGAUUGCAAGCUUCUACUUGUUCAACCCAUUGAUCAUCUUGACUAAUUUGUCCCAUUCAACUUUGAUUUUCCUGCUGUUUUUAAUAAUCGAAAGUUUGGUUCAAUUAUUAGUGGAAGAAAACUUGGCGAGAUCGAUUAUUUCGUUAGCAGUGGCUAGCUACUUAUCAUUUUCGCCAAUUUACCUUCUUAUUCCAUUAAUUGCAUUAGCACAAACUCAAUCAUCAAAAAAUGUUUUCUAUAGAAGUAUUGCUAUUUUCAUAUUGAGUAUUGGUGUUUUAUUAGGGAGUUCAAUCUUGAUAACUGGGAAUACUAAAUUCAUUAGUCAAUGCUACCUAAGUGUUAUGAGUUUUAAUAAGAUAUCACCAAAUUUAGGAUUAUGGUGGUAUUUAUUCACUGAAAUGUUUGAGUUUUUCACUCCAUUUUACAUUGGUAUUUUCAAUAUCUACUCUUUCAUUUACAUCAUUCCGAUCACCCUAAGAUUGUACCAGCAUCCCCACGAAAAACCAAUUGGUGAUUCCUUUUUAGCUUUUGUCCUUUCAUGGAUUUGGAUCUGCUUCACUAAAUCAUACCCUACAAUUGGUGACUUGGGGUUCAUUUUAUCUUUAUUACCAAUCUUCAAGUCUACGGUGAUCCCCCACUGUAAAUUCAUGUUGGUUACUGGCUUAACCCUAUUGGUUUGCUUAUUAUUGUCUCCAAUUUUUUACUACUGUUGGAUUGUUUUGGGUAAUGGUAAUAGUAAUUUCUUCUACAGUAUCAAUUUGAUCUGGGGGGUCGUCCAUGUCUUGCUAAUGAUGGAUCUCCUUUGGGCCCGUUUAAGCUAUGACUACAUCCAGGUCAACCAAAUCCCCGAACUGGAGAGCAAAAAGCUAAGAUUAACCCAAAUUUAAUAGGUUUAUAUAGUAUUCAAUACACCAUUUUCUAGACCGGU